Diaporthe batatas is the source of this 867-nucleotide messenger RNA. RefSeq lists its product as uncharacterized. The transcript has 5 exons. Gene Ontology annotation, molecular function: oxidoreductase activity, acting on NAD(P)H, oxygen as acceptor. Gene Ontology annotation, cellular component: intracellular anatomical structure. Lineage: Eukaryota; Fungi; Ascomycota; Sordariomycetes; Diaporthales; Diaporthaceae. Bases 1 to 867 code for a protein of 288 amino acids. The record is from RefSeq and is a predicted model, not a curated record.
AUGGAGGACGGCAAGUUCAAGCACGAUAUCACAACUGCGUCUACCAAGACGAAAGUGUUCGACCUCUUCUCCCUGAAAGGUCGCACGGCCAUCGUCUCCGGUGCUGGUGCUGGUAUCGGCCUGGGGGUUGCUCAUGCCUACGCCGAGGCUGGCGCGAACGUCAUCAUCUGGUACAAUAGCAAUGCAAAGGCGAUAGAGCGGGCACAGGAAAUCGAGGCCGAGUAUGGCGUGAAGUGCCGCGCAUAUAAAGUGAACGUAACCUCAGCCGAGGAGGUCGAGGCCGCCGUCAACGCCCAGAUCAAGGAGUUCAACAACCGGCUCGAUGUCUUCGUGGCCAACGCGGGCAUCCCGUGGACCCAGGGCCCCGCUAUGGACGGCGAGCUCGAGCACUACCACAAGGUCGUGGCCAACGACCUCGACAGCGUCUUCUACUGCGCGCGGACGUGCGGCAGGAUAUGGAGGCGCCAGAGGGAGACGGGCCAGGACGCCGCGGGCGGGAAGCUCGAGGGCUACAGUGGCGGCAGCUUUGUCGCCACUGCGUCCAUGUCGGGUCAUAUUGUCAAUGUGCCCCAGCUGCAGGCGGCUUACAAUGCGGCCAAGGCUGGUGUGAGCCACAUGUGCAAGUCGCUCGCUGUUGAGUGGGUGGGCUUUGCCCGCGCCAACGCAAUCUCGCCGGGGUACAUUGCCACGGAGAUUUCAACCUUCGUCAACGAAGACACCAAAAAGAUCUGGAAGGACAAGAUUCCCAUGGGUCGCGAGGGAGAAGUCCACGAGCUCAAGGGGGCGUACUUGUUCCUCGCCUCGGAUGCGGCUUCUUACACCACUGGAACAGACAUCAUAGUGGACGGAGGUUACUGCUUGCCAUAG